GAUCAGACUGAAAAUUCUGUACAGUGAUCAUGGAGCUGUGGGUAUUCAUCGGUUGGGCAGCCCUCCUGCUGCUGGCACUGGCUUUCAUCUGCUUUCUCCUGUACUGUGGAUACAUCCAAUAUAUUCAUAUGAAAUAUGACCACAUCCCAGGGCCUCCCAGAGACAGUUUUAUCUUUGGACAUUCACUUACACUGAUGAAAGUGAUGCAGGAAAACUUGGUGAUUUAUGAUUAUUUUCUGGACUGGGUACAGAAGUAUGGCCCAGUUAUGCGUAUUAAUGGAUUCCACAGAGUAGCAGUGCUCGUUGCUAGUCCUGAAGGAGUACAGGAAUUUCUGAUGUCACCCAAAUACUCGAAGGAUAAUUUCUAUGAUUUUUUUGGCACUCUUUUUGGUGUAAGGUUCAUGGGAAAGGGUUUACUAACUGACCGAGAUUAUGACCACUGGCACAAACAAAGAAGAAUAAUGGAUCCUGCUUUUAGUAAAGCCUACCUGAUGGGCUUAAUGGACCCCUUCAAUGAAAAAGCCGAAGUGCUGAUGGAGAGACUUUCAGAAAAGUCUGAUACAAAAUGUGAAGUGAAUAUGCUCGACAUGUUCUGCAAAGUGACACUGGAUGUUAUUGGCAAGGUUGGUUUUGGAAUAGAACUAAAUUCCCUAAAGGAUGAUCAGACGCCCUUUCCGCAAGCAAUCUCACUGGUCAUGAAAGGAACUGUAGAAAUAAGAAAUCCCAUGCUAAAGUUUUCUCUGGGAAAGAGAGGGUUCAUCAGAGAAGUGCAGUCGAGCGUAAGGCUCCUUCGUCAGACAGGAAAGGAAUGUAUUGAAAGGAGACAGAAGCAGAUACAGGAUGGAGAGGAAAUUCCAAAAGACAUACUGACACAGAUACUGAAGGGGGCAGCUUUGGAAAAAGAUUGUGACCCAGAAACUCUAUUGGACAACUUUGUAACUUUCUUCGUUGCUGGACAAGAAACCACUGCCAACCAGUUAUCGUUUGCAGUAAUGUCUUUGGGGAGGAAUCCAGAAACUCUUAAAAAAGCCCAGGCUGAAAUAGAUGAAGUUAUAGGAUCAAAAAGAGAUAUUGAGUAUGAAGACCUCAGCAAAUUGAAAUAUUUGUCUCAGGUACUGAAGGAGACCUUGAGGUUGUACCCUACAGCUCCAGGCACAUCUAGGGCUCUUGAGAAAGAAAUCGUCAUAGAAGGAGUGAGGAUUCCACCAAAUGUAACUGUAACGUUAAACUCCUAUGUCAUGGGAAGGAUGGAGCAGUUUUACGAAGAUCCACUUACUUUCAAUCCAGACAGAUUCAGCCCUGAUGCGCCAAAGCCUUACUUCACUUAUUUCCCAUUUUCUCUGGGCCCACGAAACUGCAUAGGGCAAGUGUUUUCACAGAUGGAGGCCAAGGUAGUGUUGGCCAAAUUUCUGCAGAGAUAUGACUUUGAGCUGGCCAAUGGACAAAGUUUUAAGAUUCUAGAUACAGGGACUCUCCGGCCAUUGGAUGGGGUGAUUUGCAGACUGAGGUCUCGGACAAGCAAGAAAGAGGCCCACAUGUAGUUAUGGUGUAUACAUUAUGCUACGUGAAAUAUGAUACAUCCUUGCUUUCUGUCUUACCAUGUCCCUUUUAUUAUGGCUCAUGUUGAAGUGCUAGUUAUAUAUACAACAUGAAAUAUGACUUGGAAACAGAAAACUUACUUUUUUCUUAAUCUUUUAAUAUUUUUAAUUUACAUACUGACAGCCUUUACUAUAUUAAAUCCCUUUAAUAA
Messenger RNA from Xenopus laevis (African clawed frog), 1750 nucleotides. RefSeq names its product cytochrome P450 family 46 subfamily A member 1, gene 2 L homeolog (gene cyp46a1.2.L). Gene Ontology annotation, molecular function: heme binding; iron ion binding; monooxygenase activity. The record is from RefSeq and is marked provisional. Lineage: Eukaryota; Metazoa; Chordata; Amphibia; Anura; Pipidae. Gene Ontology annotation, cellular component: dendrite; postsynapse; endoplasmic reticulum. Gene Ontology annotation, biological process: cholesterol catabolic process.